GAGACACCCUCCCCGGGAGGUCGGUGCGUCUCCCUCAUCUCCUUACAGGUCACCAUGGUGCGGACUAAAGCAGACAAUGUCCCGGGCACUUACCGGAAAGUGGUGGCUUCUCGAGCCCCCAGGAAGGUGCUGGGUCCCUCCACCUCGGCCAUGAAUUCUACGUCGCUUUCGUCCUCAAGGAAAGCUGAAAAUAAGUAUUCAGGAGGGAAUCCGGUUUGUGUACGUCCAACUCCCAAGUGGCAAAAAGGAAUUGGAGAAUUCUUCAGGCUUUCCCCAAAAGAUUCUGAAAAAGAGAAUCGAAUUCCUGAAGAGCCAGGAAGUAGUGGCUUAGGAAAAACAAAGAAAAAAGCACGCCCCCUGCAACCUGAUCACAGCGAUGAUGAAAAAGAAUAGAACCCUCUUACUCAUCUUUAAUGUCUCCUGUUUAUGUUGGUAUUCUAGGAUCUAAAUUUGUGUAGAUGUGUUUGCUCAAUUAGCUUUGUUGAAUAGGCAUUUAAUUUAAAACAUGAGGUUAAAAUUUCGUUAUUCAAAAGGAAGCAGUUAUGAUCGGAGAACUUGUAAAAAGGAUGGCUGUUAGCUAAAUACUGUAUUUAACAUAAUGCCAUGUUUCUUUUACCUGUUACUAAACUUCUUGUUCUUACUAAAACUAAAUCAUUGCAUGAUGAUUCAAUUACUAAUAUUGUGUAUUUAAUAUUUGCUUUGUACUGAUGCCAUUUUUAUUGGCAUUUGAUUUGAAAUAAUGCCAUAUUUUUAUGCCUUCUAUUUGCUUUAAAACGUAGGGUUAGACUUUCACAAUCUUUUAUCAGUGUUCAGGAAGUGGGCAGAGGUCAUGUGGACAAAAUUUGAAGAGAUAUCUUCCUUUCAGACAAAGUUAAGAACAACUUGGUCUUGAGGGUUUACACAGUUGUUAAUGAAAGGUUUUAAAACAGUCCCUGCAGGGCAUGGUGGUGCAUGCCUGUAAUCCUAGCACUUGGGACGCUGAGACAAGAGGAUCACUGUGAGUGUGAGGCUAAGUUCAAGGCCAGCCUGACCUACAUAGGGAGACCCUGUCUCAAGAUGAUGAAGACAAAAACGAACAAACAGAAACAAGCAAAACGCUGGGUAUGGUGCAAACACCUGGGUUCUCAGCACUCUGGUGACUGAAGCAGGAAGACCACUGUAAGUCUGAGGCCAGCCUAGGCCGC
Octodon degus (degu) is the source of this 1184-nucleotide messenger RNA. RefSeq names its product PCNA clamp associated factor (gene Pclaf). The record is from RefSeq and is a predicted model, not a curated record. Gene Ontology annotation, molecular function: chromatin binding. NCBI's taxonomy places the organism in Eukaryota, Metazoa, Chordata, Mammalia, Rodentia, Octodontidae. Bases 55 to 393 code for a protein of 112 amino acids. Gene Ontology annotation, biological process: regulation of cell cycle; translesion synthesis. Gene Ontology annotation, cellular component: nucleus. The transcript has 4 exons.